AUGUUGUCAAGCCGUUCAAGUUCAACUCCAACGGUAGCCGCUUAUUUUGAUUCAAUUGAACAACAACAACAUGAACCAUCAUCAUCAAUUAUAUUUCGAAGACGAUCAAUUAAACAUCCAUCAUAUAGUCGAACAACAUCUAUUUGUACAUCAGGUCUUGGUGAUUCAAAUUCAAAUAUUGCCGAUUUAGAAUGGGAUAAAUCAGAUUUUACACGUCAUUUACCUGAAACAGAUGCUCUCUCAUGUUAUGAUGUAAAUGAAAUGGCUGAAAUAUUACGAAAUCGUUUUUUAGAAUUUGAUAUGCAAUCCCAAGCAUCUUUAGCUGGUGGAUAUGUUAAUGGUAAUCGUGGUAGUAUUACUGGUGGUGGUGGUCAUAUAACACCCGAUCGUUUAUCACAAUUAAAUGAUUUUUUUUAUUUACAAUCACGUAAUGGUGAUAUAAACACUGAAUUAAAUUUACAACAACCAGAUAUUCUUGAAAAUGAUCCCUAUUUAAAAUAUGCUAAUUUUACUAUCGAUGAACUAUUAAAAAUUAAACGUUUAGCUUUAAUGUCUCAUAAUCGUAUGACAUUUGAUGUUGACUCAUUCUAUGCUCCACAACAUUUACAAUUUCCAUUUUCUUCACAACCCAAUUUUCAUCAUAGUAUGCCAGAAUUAAGGCAACAUGAAAAUAUAACUAUACCAUUAAAUGCAAAACAUUUAUCUUUAAUGGAUAUGAAAUCAUUUGAAUGGACAUAUUUAAAACAAACAUCACAAAAUGCUGCCGUUAUUAAACAUAUAUUAAGUCAACGAAAUUCUGUUUGUUUACCAUCAUCAUUAUCAUCAUCAUCAUCAACAACAACAACUCAAACAAUUAUUCAAAAAGAACCACAACAUGGUAGUAGUGUUAAUUUUAGUCGUAUAUCUAAAUUAGCUAUGUUACGUAUUUAUAUGGAAAAAUUACGUGAUAAAGUCUAUUGUAUUGUCUAUCAAACAUUUCAAGCACCAUCGCCAACAAAAAAUACAACAACAUCAAAUAUAAUUAAUUCUAGUCGUAUGCCUGUUAUUACAGAAGAAACAAUCGAAUCAUAUGACAUUAUUGAAAAUGACAUGUGA
This is a messenger RNA of Didymodactylos carnosus, 1095 nucleotides long. The record is from the annotation of a GenBank genome assembly. NCBI's taxonomy places the organism in Eukaryota, Metazoa, Rotifera, Eurotatoria, Philodinida, Philodinidae.